AUGAAGAGAUUUGAGAAGGUAAACGUCCUGUGUUGGUCGGGCAAAUAUGUUGUACGUAGCCCAGAAAGAAGAGGUACUGCUUUCAUGCCCCAUGGAGAUAUUAAGUGGGCCGAAUAUAAACAAUGGUCCAUGACUUGUGAUUCAUGGGCAUCCCGAGAAACAGCCCAAAACACAAUUUUUCUUCUACUACCCAUCUUUGAGUGCAAAAGUAACGUGCCUGCAUGUGCUCAACAGAGGGUGGCAGGGGAAGAAGAUUGGAAAAGACGUACGUCAACAAAACUAGCAGGAAAGUUUAAUGCAAGCAUAGAGGGGGCCAGGGUGUCUUUGGAGAGGGCAACAAGGGGAAGAUGUGAGCUCCCAUGA
Messenger RNA from Sphenostylis stenocarpa, 363 nucleotides. NCBI's taxonomy places the organism in Eukaryota, Viridiplantae, Streptophyta, Magnoliopsida, Fabales, Fabaceae. The record is from the annotation of a GenBank genome assembly.